Molecule: messenger RNA, 264 nt
Organism: Haemonchus placei
Lineage: Eukaryota; Metazoa; Nematoda; Chromadorea; Rhabditida; Trichostrongylidae
Source: the annotation of a GenBank genome assembly
AUGACUCGUUCAACUACUCAAAUUUGCUCUUUCAAUGAUUCGUCUGAGUGGAAAUUGGUCGUCGAACCGGCACGUCUCAAUCUGCACAUCCACUCGAUGGGCCAUAAAAUUAUCAUCGAGGUGGUGGUUUUCAAGUCCUCUAACGAGUACGGCCCCUAUCGGAUCUUCUCUUCAGUCGUAGCUUCUGGGCGACACAAAGGGAAAGACGAGUCGUUGACAGAAGUUGGAGCUGAGCAAUGGCACGAGGCUUACGGUAUUGGCUAA